Messenger RNA from Platichthys flesus (European flounder), 7255 nucleotides. It is a transcript of the gene ube2o, whose product is annotated as ubiquitin-conjugating enzyme E2O. The transcript is spliced from 23 exons. The coding region runs from base 223 to 4350 and encodes 1375 amino acids. The record is from RefSeq and is a predicted model, not a curated record. NCBI's taxonomy places the organism in Eukaryota, Metazoa, Chordata, Actinopteri, Pleuronectiformes, Pleuronectidae.
UCUCCUUUAUAGAUACAUCUACAUUUGCUGCCAACCAUUUACCUGAUUUCACAGCGCCGCUCAGUGGUGAGAAACGGCACUGCGUGAUGACUCUGUCACAAUGCACUAGUUACGCACAGCACGUUAGUUACGCAGCGACGUAAACACGUGCUGCUUCAACUGUUUCUUGUGUCCAUCGUCGUCCUCGCGCUCCAGCAGCAUCACUCCCUGACAACAGCAGCGAUGGCGGAGCCCGUAGCAUCGGAUGCGGCAGCAUCCCCGACCCCGGGCCUCUCUCCUGCAGCCAGCCCGGUCUCCGAGCCCCCUUCCCUGGCUCUCUCCCCUACGGCGGACGGCUCCCAGCGGCUGCUCUUCUCCCACGACCUGGUCUCCGGGCGGUACCGCGGCUCAGUCCGGUUCGGCCUCGUACGGAUGAUCCAUGGCGAAGAGGAAUUUAACUCCGACUCGGACCUCGACGACGGCGUAGGGAGACGCGGCGACAGUGGUGGAGGAGGAGGUGGAGGUGGAGGAGGAGGACGAGCCCCAGGUGGUUCGGACACUGAGAGCGCAGUGGACUCCCCGAGUGAGCCGCUCGGCAGGGGCUUCGUCCGCGUCCAAUGGUACCCCGAGGGAGGCAAGCAGGACAUCAGGGAGACAAAGCUGAAGCUUGAAGAUCGAUCUAUUGUCAUCAGAGACAUUGUACGACGGAACCAUUCCAAUGACAACCAGUGUGGUAUUGUGACCAACAUUAACAUCGAGUGUGCAGUGAAACUAGUGGGAACAAAUUGUGUUCUGUAUCCAGUUAACAGCAAAGACCUGCAGCACAUCUGGUCUUUCAUGUAUGGCGACUACAUUGCCUAUGACUUCUGGCUGGGGAAAGUGUACGACCUGACUAAUCACAUCAUCCUCAAGCUCUCCAAUGGAGCCAGGUGCUCCAUGAGUGUGGAGGACGGUGCCAAGCUUUACGACGUCUGUCCACAUGUCAGUGAUUCGGGUCUGUUCUUCGAUGAGGCGUAUGGUUUCUAUCCAGGCCAGGUCCUCAUCGGGCCGGCUAAAGUCUUCUCUAAUGUACAGUGGCUGUCAGGGGUCAAACCUGUCCUCAGCAGGAAGUGCAAGUUCAGGGUGGUGGUAGAGGAGGUAAAGGUGGUAGAACUGAAGGUCACGUGGAUCACCAAGAGCUACUCCCCCAAAGGCUCUGACAGCGUUUAUCCACCUCCCUCCGCCAUCACACAGGAGAAUCUCUGCAGGGUGAGACGUCUGGGCUACUACGACCACACCCAGAGGCAGCUGGGAGAGAGGGCCCUCUACGUCUUUCCCGCCAAGGGGGACGCCACGCGCAUCACCUGUGAGGGACCCGAGGGUGCACCUGUCCUGCCUGAGGACCCUGUGGCCAGAAAGCUGAAAAGGAUGUUCAAGAAGGAUUCAGGAAAGAAGAUAGAGAAUGCCGACACACAAGCUGAACACAAAUCUGAGCAGACAGACCCGUCUCACCCAAACAACAACAACGGUCCCGUGGUGUCCAUCCCAAACCCCCCAGACUCCCAAAACACUGACACCCCAGCUGAGCACGGGGAACAGGACGCCGAUGACGAGGCUGCAGAGGACACUGAUGACACCAGCUCUUUGACGUCGUCUGCGAGCUCCACGGCCUCGUCUCAGAGCGGCGGGCUGGGAACACAUCGAAAGAAGAGCAUCCCCCUCUCCAUUCGCAACCUGAAGAGGAAGCACAAGAAGAAGAGAACCAAGUUCUCCCGGGAGUUCAAGCCUGGAGACCGGGUCGCAGUAGAAGUUGUAUCCUCUAAGACCACAGCUGAUGUGAUGUGGAAAGACGGGCGGGUGGAGAAGGGGAUCCGAUCAAACGACCUCAUCCCGAUCCAGCACCUCGACGGCCAUGAGUUUUGUCCCGGGGACUUUGUAGUAGACAAACGAUCCCAAGCCCUCCAGGACCCGGGAGUGUACGGUGUGAUCCAGUCGGGUGAUCACAGGGGGAGAACGUGUGUCGUCAAGUGGAUCAAACUCAACUCCACGAGUGACGACGUGGAGGUUAUCGGAUUGGAGGAGGAUGUCAGUGUGUACGAUAUCGCUGAUCACCCAGAUUUUCACUUCCGCACCACUGACAUCGUCAUCAGAAUAUGGAACUCAGAGAAUGGAGAGAACGACUGUGAAAAUGAAACGUCAGUGGGCCAGGUGUCCAGGGUGGAUGUGAGCAGCAAAGUGGAGGUGGUGUGGGCAGACAACUCACUGACAAUCGUCCUGCCACAGCACCUUUACAAUGUGGAAUCUGAGAUCGAAGAGACGGACUACGACUCCGUGGAGGAAACCAGCAGCGUCCUGUCCACUGAGGAGUGGGAGGACGAGAGCGACAGCUGGGAGACGGAUAACGGACUCACCACCGAGGAUGAUAGCCACAUCCACAAUGCCGAUGCGACCCCAAUCCCAACGCCCACUGGCUCCACAAACUUCAUCAUCCCCCCACAGGAGGGCAGCGUCACCAGCCCCACUAAAGCCGUUUCUGGAGAGGAGGGAGAAGUGGCUGUGGCCAGUCCGUCUUCUGUAGGAGGAACAACUCCGGCAGGCACUGUCAACGGAGCCGAGAAGCCCAGUAAAGAUGGAGCCUGUCGGGGCUUCAGGGAGUUGAAGGAAGCCAUGAGAAUCCUGGAGAGCCUGAAGAACAUGACUGUGGAGCAGCUGUUGACCACCGGCUCGCCAACGUCUCCGACCUCAGCCGAACCAGCCUCCACCACUAACCUAGCGAGUACAGUGACACCCACUGCCCCGGAGAAGCCCACCAAGGAGAAACGAUUCCUGGAUGACAUCAAGAAGCUGCAGGAGAACCUGAGAAAGACGCUGGAUAACGUGGCCAUCGUGGAGGAGGAGAAGAUGGAGGCUGUGGUGGAGGCAGGCGGGAGUGGAGGAGCGGGCACAGAGGUGGAGAAAGCUGGAGAGGAGAAGCCCCAACAGGAGCCUCAGACACCGGUUGGUGGACAAGACUGGCCCAGCGAGUUCCUCAGUGACACACCAGUACUGUGCCAACAGAGCGGCGGCAAGCCCGGCGUCACAUUCACCAGUGCCAAGGGAGAGGUGUUCUCUGUGCUGGAGUGGGCACCAGACACUCACUCCUUCGAGAAAAUGGAGUUUCAACCGGCCGAGGCCAGGAAGUUCUUCAGCACAGUGAGGAAGGAAAUGGCUCUGCUCGCAACGUCUCUACCAGACGGCAUCAUGGUCAAAACAUUUGAAGAUCGCAUGGACCUUCUCUCCGCUCUGAUCAAAGGACCCACUCGUACGCCCUAUGAGGACGGUCUGUUCCUCUUUGACAUCCAGCUGCCCAACAUCUACCCAGCUGUGCCACCGCUGUUUCGCUACCUGUCACACUGCAGCGGCCGCCUCAAUCCCAACCUCUACGACAACGGCAAAGUUUGUGUCAGUCUACUCGGCACCUGGAUCGGCAAGGGCACAGAGAGGUGGACCAGUAAGUCAAGUCUGCUGCAAGUCCUCAUCUCCAUUCAAGGCCUUAUCCUGGUGAAUGAGCCUUACUAUAACGAGGCUGGCUUCGACAGUGACCGAGGUCUUCAGGAAGGGUAUGAGAACAGCCGCUGUUACAAUGAGAUGGCUCUGAUCAAGAUGGUCCAGUCUAUGAUGCAACUUCUGCAGCAUCCUGUGGAGGUUUUCAAACAGGAAAUCCAGGAGCACUUUGUCAGUAACGGCUGGCGCCUCGUCCACCGUCUGGAGACGUGGCUCGAGCUGAGCGACGCCACCGAGAGGAGCCAUGCAGCACACGUGUCCUACAGGGCUUCACAUUCUAAAGACCGACCGCCAUCAGUGGAGCCUCUUGACGAGCAGCUGCCCCUGGGAUCAGGGCCCCUGGUGGUGGCCCACAGCAGCCCCAGUAAGCCUGGUGAGGAGGGGAUUGCAGGAGGAGGAGUUACCAGUAUUAUGGAGGAGGAGCUGGAGGAUUCAGGGCUCAGUCCUUCCACCACAGCAGCCUCUCAGCAAGAGCUGAGCCAGAUCUCAGACUGUGACAGCAGCCAGGGUAACGCCUCUCUGUGUGGCGAGAGCAGGGCCCCCUCCACAGCUCCUGGCCCUGUCUGUGGUGGGUCAUCCGAAUCAGGUUCUAUCACGGUUAGCGGAGGAGGGGUAGUCUCCACAGUAAGCCAGCCAGUGGUGCGACCAAAGAAAAGGAGAAAGAGCUACCGGAGUUUCCUCCCAGAAGGCACCGGCUACCCGGACAUCGGCUUUCCACUCUUCCCGCUCUCUAAGGGGUUUGUGAAGAGCGUCCGAGGUGUGCUGCUGCAGUACCGAGCUGCGAUGGUCGCUGCCGGCAUCCCUGAGCACACAGAGGACAAUAUCCCAGCCGAUGAGUGGAUUGGAUAAAGAUGAGUCGAGCUCCCCUGUCUCAUAGAAGCACUUCUCUUUGCAUGGAGGCAGGUAAAAACACAGAGCUUUUAUUGGAGGAGAUCAAAGUUUUUGUCGGCCUCAGCAGGACUUUGACUUCAGUGGUGUGGAUGCAAAAUGGACAAAAUGAGAUGGAAUAUCAGUGCCAUGAACCCCCUACCACCCCCCUCCUUCACCAAGCCUCUGCCAAGCACCUACCAUAUGGGCGGGGACUUGAUGGAUAACCACUCAGACUGGGAAAUAUUAAGCAGACUGGUGAUCGGCUGGGUUGCACUGAAAAACUGCAAAUCCCAGCUCUCCUGGCUGUUGGGCUCACUGCGGCUCCCUGUAGCACUUCUGAUGUUAUUACUGAACCUUCCUGCACUACAACCAAGAAAUGGACAAUCUGGUGUGCAAGAGGUGACGUAUAAAUACACUGAACGAGAGGUUUCCUUAUUUUUUUGUAGAAUUCACUGGUUGUACGCUUUCUGCCAAAUUUCUGUACACACACAAACACACAUAUUCAAGUAGAACGUACUGAAUGUCAGUAAAACUGCCAACCACAACAGCUUCACCACUUCGUCCACCACACUCGCUGGUACUUUCCAUCGCCAAUCACUCUCGCACAGAAGCACGCGGGGAACAUCGAGUGACAAAGUUUACACACGAGUCCCGUCUGGAGGUCAGACUGCUGCAGCUGUUUGGUGUGUAGAGGAGCCGGCCAGGUGCAGGGCGACAGGGAAGAGGCUGCCUGUGAACGUGUUUGUGCUCUAAUUCAAGCUUAGAGGAGAAUCCUGGUAUCUUUCAACCUGAGCCCGAUGUUCAUAAGUGUGGGUGUAAAUGUGUGGUACUUGCAAAACACUUUUAGAAUCAGUUUCUCUAUAGGUUUCCACCUCUGUCUUCCUGCAACAACCCAAGUCUCACGUGACUUGGAGGGAGACUCAGCGGGGGGGGUAGGGAAGCACGAGCUGCUGCACGUUUGUGAGUGAGACGUCUCAUUGAGUGAGAUGUGUGUAACGUUACCAGACUCCUGCCAGAAUAACAAUUUGAGCCUUUUUAUUGUUUGGAAAAAAAAAGAACAAAGUGGACAUUUAUUGGAUUGGUGCAUUUGUUCUGUUGUAGCCACUGUUGCACACACACAUGUAUAAACAGCCCAGGUUGGAAAAUCCCCAAAUUCCCCUUAAACUCAUUUGCUGCCUCAACAUACAACAGGAACAUUUACUUUCUCUAGAGUUAGGCAAAAGCUGUUCACUAAGAUGGAAUCUGUUCUUUGGUGUUUCGAUAUGUUCAAGGUUGUUACACUCACAGAGGCUGGACUGUUUCAAAGUGGAGCCUUUACCCAUGAUGCUCCUCUUCUUUGUGACAAAGGCGACGUCGCUGCAAAUGAAGCAAUUUAUAAAUAAUUAUAAAAUUAAAAUAAAAAAAUGUAAAAAAAAACAUUCAGCGUCCAUUCCGUCAUCUCAUGUAAACAUGUUGCCUUUCUGAAAUGUUCUUAAUGAUCUCAGACCAUUGUGUACAGCGCUGCUUGUGUCAUAGUUUAGGCAUUAACCUGCACAGACAGAACCACAUGGUAAAAACCACUAAAUCCCUGCUCCAGUGAUCUCCUCCUUUAAAAGUGCAGAUCUGUGAUCAGUUUCCCACUUUUAGCAGUUCUUUAACACGAGCGAUCUAUUCUGAUGUUCCUCUUCUUUUUGCACGUGCAGAGUUUAAUGACAUCAGGAUAGAGUGCGACAUACAUACAGUGUGAUCCUGAGGGUUUGUUCAUAAUUAACCUGCUUGAUAUUUUUGUUUCUGUUAUUGUUGGAAAACAACAAUUUCAGUGCGAAGGCCAAAUGAGAGCAUUGAGCUUCUGAGUGAGUGGGCACACUGUGCUGACCUGAAGAUGGGAGGGAUGGGAGAGGAUGGAAACUGAGCCAAGAGAUGCUGCGUUUAACAAAUAAAAAUAAAAGAGGGGUCAAUAGUUUUGCUUUGUCUUCCAUGAAUUGUUUCUCCUUUCCCAACUGAACAUUGGUUUUCCUGUAUCGGAUGAGGUAAUCGGGCAUCCAUGACAUUUUGUCCUCUUCCAAGAUUUUACCAAACAUCCCUGUUUCUCCACUGCCUUGAAUGCUACAGAGGGAGAAUGUGCCGCCGUCUUCACUUGCUGCUGUAGCUGUAGCAUGUAGCCUUGUUUGCUUUGCUCAGUUUUGUUCUCCCAACACAAACGUUGCUGUUUGUUAAACGUCCCCUUCACAUUUCUCAGAGGAAGGUGUCACUGGUCAGAUCUUGGCUAGAAAGUAAGAGCCGCAUGGUGUUCUGAAGAAACAAACCCACUCUGCUCCUCCAGGAAUGAAGAGGAGACGGAACUGCUCCGUCUUUCAUUCGUUCAUUUCAUUCAACUGUCACACAAAUGGAAAAAUGUCGAGCUAUUGCUAGAGGUCUUGUAAAGCAAAACCCUGACAAGAUAUCAAGCACAUGUUGCUAUGUACAAUUUUCUGUAUGUGUGUUUGUUAGUCAGAAUUAAACUAUAAUUAAUAUUAUCAUUAUUAUUAUUAUUGCGAGAAGUUUGUUUUACAGCCAAAGCAUGUUACUUGUUGCUUUAAGCCUUUUGAAUGAACUACACACAAGACUUGACUGUACGAUGUCUACAUUUCCACAGGGGCCUGUUCUUGAUAUAUAUAUAGAAAAAAAGAUUUGUAGCCUGAUUCCCUGUGUACAGACGUCAUGAUUAUAAUGAAAUAUAUAAAUACAUACAGUAUAUAUAUUUAACACAAACUUGAGUUCUAACAAGUCACGUGGAUGCUUGGGGCAUAUAUGUACAAAAUGCUGAGUGUGUAUUGUACUUAUGAUUUCUUUCAUUUUUUUUUAAUGGUUUCAUUUUGUUGAGUUCAAACAGCUGUAUAGUGAUGCAUUAAAACUUUACAAGCAG